AUGUUGUCCUUCCUGGUGGGCCUCUUCUCUGUCUUCAACACCGUCCAGUUCAUCAUCUUUGACCUGAACCAGAUGACAUACAUCGGCUACCAAGACAAGUACAACAUCUACAAGACCACCGACUCCCAGCUGGGCUCUUGGGUCAUGAGAAACAGGCGGGUCAUCAACAUGGUCCUGUCCUUGGUCACUCUGGGCGUCAGCUGCUUCCUCCUCUACUGCCUCCACAACAACACCUACACCGGGCUGCCCAUCUACGCCGUGUGGAUCGUCGCCUACGAGUGCAUCCACCUCUCCAUCGCCCUGUUCAUCCACCGGAUCAUCAAAAAACAGUUCAGGGAGCUGAGCCACUUGUACUUGAUCUUUCAAGUCUCGAGAAUGUUCCUGCACUUCUUGGGUCUGCCCUGCCUUGCCAAGCAUGGCUAUUCUGUCUACAAGGACUCCUCCAUCUCGGGCAAGUUAAGCCGCCGCAGGCGCUCCUCGGUCAGCACCAUGGACUCGUGGUCCCCGGUCGGACCGGGAAUGCUGUACCGCAAGUCAAACUAA
This is a messenger RNA of Marmota flaviventris (yellow-bellied marmot), 543 nucleotides long. RefSeq names its product transmembrane protein 217B (gene Tmem217b). The record is from RefSeq and is a predicted model, not a curated record. NCBI's taxonomy places the organism in Eukaryota, Metazoa, Chordata, Mammalia, Rodentia, Sciuridae.